Molecule: messenger RNA, 297 nt
Organism: Gongylonema pulchrum
Lineage: Eukaryota; Metazoa; Nematoda; Chromadorea; Rhabditida; Gongylonematidae
Source: the annotation of a GenBank genome assembly
AUGUUACAGGUAGCGCAUGGUGUAUCACAUGCAUCGAAGCUCUACCCAAGCUCAUAUCUUGUGCAUAUUCUUGUGGGAACAGCUAAAGGCGCCGGUGCUGGUAUUUUAAGAACAUUUGAACAGUUGGUGCGAGGUGUUUGGAUGCCUGCUCACAACGAAGUGCUUCGGCCAUCAUUUUCCACAAAAGGAUGUUUCAUAGCAUCCGUGAUACUGGUGCUGGACAAGCAUUCACACUACAUCUCUGCUCCUCAUGAAAUCGUUUAUUUGGUGUGUUUUUUCAGUUUUCGAAACUCUUAA